UGUUCAUCCAGCGCACAGCUUAUCCGGAGGGCAAUUUUCUGAAAAAAUGUCAGGUGAAACUUACGAGCAAGAGCUCAUCGCCGCGUACCCUCUUUGGUCGAGAACUAUUGCAUUGUUGCGUCCAGCGCUCUUCUAUGGUUCGACUUUGCCCUGACCUUCACGACCGAAGUCCGGCGCAUAUGGAGACGUAGAUUCACAGGGGCAACGCUCGUGUACCUCUUCACGCGCUAUACGGCGCUCUUGGACCGCCUAUUCUUUGCAAGCGAGGUUUUGUUGUGGAACUCUAGCAAUAGGACUUGCGGCGGGAUUGAGCGUGGGGAUGACGUUAUGCUGCUCCUCAAUUACCUCGCGUUUGCUGCUUUCACGACCCUCCGUGUGUACGCUGUCUGGGGGCGAGACUGGAAGCCACUGCUGCUUGUCGUUCCCUUGACACUUGCCAAACCUGUACUGCAAAUUUACGAGGCCACCCACUACAGCCCGGUGCAGGCCGGAGCACCGUUUGGCUGUCUCCUUGGGUGGACGAUUUCGGACGCUCUACUUACGAAAGUCACGAUUAUUGCGCAAGCCACGACGAUCGCAGCUGAAGCUAUCCUCAUCGGCCUUACGUGGAUGAAGACAUUCGGCAUUAAUCGAGAUUCAUUAAGGCUUGGCGUGCGCACACCGCUAGCGACGCUCCUCCUUCGGGAUGGCACAGCUUACUUCAUCAUCCUACUCCUACUUGAAAUCGUCACACUCGUCACCAGCAAUAUAGGUUCCCAACUGACUGUGUGGAUGGUCUGGCCCUACUUUUCGCAAGUAUUCACCGUCAUCUUCCUGUCGCGCUUCAUGCUCGACCUCCGUGGGCUCUAUUUCGCCGAUCGCGCGCCCCGUGUCCACGGCGGACCCAGCGCGCCUGCUGGCGCUGAGUCCACCUUCUCCGUCAAGAUGUCCGACAUUCACUUCAACAUCUCCAGAAUCGUCGGAAACAUGGGCGCGACGCUCUCGCACCCAGACAACACGUCUAGCAUCUCCUCGGACGCCUCGGGGUUCGCGAGCACCCUCGACGUCGAGUCGCGCGCCGCGCAUGUGGAUGGGAUCAAGGAGGUCAAGCGGAGUGGGGAGGGCGACGGAUGGUACGAGGACGAGAAGCCUAUCUUCGUGAGCGAUCCGUUCCGGGAGGGUCUGCGGCCGCCUGUCAUGGUAGACAUUGAGCUAGAGGCGCCCAUUAGCCCCUUGAGCCCGGCAUCAUACCAGGACGGGUCACAGGCAUCCUCAUCGCAAGUUUUCUCGCAUCUGUGAGACCACAAAGGUCUCGGAAAAAGGAUGACGAGAAUGGAGCAGUCGUUCCAAAAUGUACAACAAUGUGAUCCAAUACCC
Molecule: messenger RNA, 1356 nt
Organism: Dichomitus squalens LYAD-421 SS1
Lineage: Eukaryota; Fungi; Basidiomycota; Agaricomycetes; Polyporales; Polyporaceae
Exons: 11
Coding region: 328-1278 (316 amino acids)
Source: RefSeq, a predicted model, not a curated record